This is a messenger RNA of Sardina pilchardus (European sardine), 3450 nucleotides long. Its product is annotated as myosin-2-like. The record is from RefSeq and is a predicted model, not a curated record. Gene Ontology annotation, molecular function: ubiquitin protein ligase activity; protein binding. Gene Ontology annotation, cellular component: cytoplasm. Gene Ontology annotation, biological process: protein ubiquitination. The coding region runs from base 1 to 3318 and encodes 1105 amino acids. The transcript has 38 exons. NCBI's taxonomy places the organism in Eukaryota, Metazoa, Chordata, Actinopteri, Clupeiformes, Clupeidae.
AUGAGACCCUCCACACUGCCACAGCAGUUAGAUGAGGCCAUGAUGACGGGGUCACAGAUGCUGCUAGUGAGCGUCCUCCUCUCCCCCUUCGUGCUCUUCAGCGCCAACAGCAGAAAUGUUCCUGCAAGUGCUGAUGCUUCCAUGUCCAUGCGUGUUCUGCGGAGUCUGAAGGACAAAUACAAAGACCUUCUCAGCACCAUUGAAAAGGAGAGACGAACUGAUGGCUCCACAGAGGUAGAGACUACAUUUGUUUAUGCAUGUGUAGGUUUGGAAGAUGAGAUGAAGAACAUGAAGGUUGAUGUGGAAAAGCACAAAAACAAAAAUAAAAAACUGGAGGUGGAAAAUUUGGAUCUUAAGAAGAAGCUCAGGGAUGAGGUUGCUUCAAACAGACAAACCGGUUAUGAAACAGCACUUCGCAUAGCCGAAAUGCAGUUAAAAUUGACUGGUUGGAUUGAUCAAAUGGGCUCCAAAACAGUCAAGAUCUCCAAGUUAACCCUUCAAGCCUUUUCAAAGUACAUUGAAUUCAAAGACCUGGAGAUAAAGAUCAAAAAAGCCAAAGACUCCAAAACUAUUUCUGACUUGAAAAAGCAGUUGGAGAAGAAGAAGGAGGAGCUGAGACUUGCAGAACAGGAGCUGAUAGCCGCAGGGGGCUCCUCAGGCUUGGUUACACAAGUGAUCAGUCUGCAGGAGAAAAUUCGUGAGCUGGAAAGCAGAGAGCCUGAUGAGGAUGUAUUAGAACAGAUAACUGAGUUGAAGAGACAGCUGAAGGAGAAGGAGAAUGAGCUUAAGAGCCAAGGUGGUAGUGACGAAAGCACUAUGCUGAUUCCAGAAAUUGUUGCAUCACAAGAUGACAUUCUGAAAAUAUACACCAAGAUACAGACUUUGACAGAUCAGUCCAAGUCCAAAUUUGCUGAACUGGAAAGACAGCUGAAAGAGAAAAACCAACAGCUGAAACGACUACGUGAUUCCUCCUCAUCUGCAGAUAUUUCUGAACUUGAGAGAGGAGUGAAAGAGUUAGAGGGCAAAAUGGAGGCUGAACGGAGGGAUAAAGUGUCCAUGAUCAAAGGGCUUGAAAAGGCUUUAAAGGAAAAGAAAGACCUCUUACAGGGCAAGAUCAAGGAUCUCCAGGACGACCAUGACACUGACUAUGACCUUAUGCUGAAGGUGCUCACACAGCAGUGGAGACUGGAGGAGGCCCAGAGUGCCUCGUGCUCCGGGCAGCCAGACACAGACCACCUGCUCGCUGGACUCCAGAAGCGACUGGAAGCCAAAGAGGAAGAGAUCCAGAGCCUUGAAGGACAAAAGAAAAGGCUUCAGAAACAACUGGAGGAGAAGUCUGAGGAAUUCUCAGAUCUUUCAAACCAGAUAAAAGCUGCACGGAAGGAACUCAAGGAGAAGAGUGAGCAGCUAGAAGCAACAGAAGAGGAGAAAACAAAACAGAAAUUGAAGUUACAAGAGAAUACGGAGGAAAAUGCCAAACUGAAAAUCAGCAUUGCAGCCUUGGAGAAAAGCAAAGCUGAGACAGAAGACAGUUGUACGUCUCUCAAGGAAAGAUACACAGAUUUGAAGGCAAAGUUUGAGGAAGACAUGACUCAAAUAGAAGGCAUCCCUAAAAUAAUUAUCAAGAUGAACACGUUGAACAGUGAAAUCGAGAACCUGAAGAGGAAGAUAGACCGUGAGUCGGGAGACAAGACAGAACUGGAGAGAAGACUGGAGGACAAGAAGAAAGAACUAGAGGAGGCAGAGAAAGAUCUUGGCAACAAAAGUCCAUCUUCCAAAGCCAUCAAAGAGCUUGUUGCGGUAAUAAGGGAACGAGUGAAAGAGGAGCCCGAAAACAUCCAAGACUAUUUAAAACGGAUAUCAGACCUGGAGAAGGAGCUGGAUGAAAGGAUUGCUGCACUGGGUGACAAGGAGGCAGAGAAUGUUCAAGCCACGAUCAUGGUGAUGGCACUGCAGGAUGAGGUCACCCAAAUGAAGAUAACAUUAUCCAAGGUCAAAAAGAACACUUCCCAAAAGAUUGCUGAAAAAGAGGGUGAACUGGAGAGGAAGAGGCAGGAGAUCAAUCAGAUGAAAGCAUCUGACUGUGACAAGAGUGAGAAAAGGAAGGAAGAGAUCGCCAUUUUGGAGAGAGAAGCCAGAGAGCUGGAGGCUCAAUUGAAGCGUCUGAAAGAUUCCGCUCAGAGAGAUAUUGCAGCUUUGGAAAAGCGUCUGAAGGAGAGAGAGCGGGAUCUGGAAGCCAACACUGAGAAAUUACAGAGUGUGGAUGAGAAGAAAGGAAAGCUACUUGCAGAGACCAUCAAAAUGCAAGAUGAAAUUAAUGCUCUCAUAAAUGGAGAGAAAGACCUAAAACAACGGACUGCUGAUGAAAUUUCUGACCUCAAGUCACAACUUCGACUGAAGGAACAAGCAAUUACUACAUUAAAAGAAGCGAACAAAGACCUGAUGAGCAGUGCUGAGGAGGCUAAAGAAUGCGCUGUUUUGAAAACGAGGAAUGAGGAUCUACAACAGGCACUGGACAAGAAAGAUACGGAUCUGUCCAAAAUGCAAAAUGAAAGAGAUGAAGCCCUAUCCUCACAGAAGAAUGCAGAGGAUGAUCUUAAAAAACUGAACCAGAUUUCUGCUGCUUUGGAGAAUGAGAAAAACAACUUGCAGGAUUCCUUGAAUAGAAAAGAAAAAGAGAACCAGAACCUUAAAGACAAAGUUGAAGACUUGGAGAAGAAGAAAAAACAAGAUGAUGAAAAUGCAGUUCACGUUGCUCAGCCAGCCAUAGACCCUGGCACAGCUCACCCAAACCUGCAACUGUCAAAUGGUAACACUGAAAUGAAACUCCUACAGACAGCACUCAAUGUGCCUGAAGGCCCAGCACGCUAUAAUGUUGUUAUAGGGGCUCUGGCUAGCACUGGGUUUGAUCAAGGCAGACAGUACUGGGAGGUUGGUGUGGCUGGAAAACCUUGUUACGUAUUAGGGGUAGCUGGUGAAACCGCUCAAAGAGAAGGACGCAUAAUGUUUGACCCCAGGAGUCAGUACUGGACCCUGGUGUUGACAAGAACUGGUAUUCUCAGUACAGGUGCAAGAAAGAAAACUAAGCUGAGAGAGGCAGGCCAACCCAAGCCAACAAAGAUCGGAGUGCUGAUAGAUUUCAAAAAGAGAGAAAUUGCCUUCUAUGAUGCAGGAACUAGAGCUCUCUUGCACAUAUUCAGUAACAUAGAAGUGAAGUCAAGGCUCUUCCCCUUCAUGAGUACAUGUGAGGACACUGAGCAGGGUUCACCUCCAAUGGUGUUUGAUGCAGUCACCUCUGCUGAUUGGCUGAAGCCUUAACAAUUACUCUCUUAAAAUGGCUUCCCACUGCUUCUAAUGUCGAGUUUAUCUUUGCAUCUGUUUUGUUUUAAUGUCCAACUGCCAAUUACAUCACAUUGUGUGCACAUGAUCAUACAUUAAAGUGAUAUUAUA